GUCGCACAGGUUCACACCCAGAAAGCGGAUCUUUCUGGAGCGCCGACCGUUUGGAGCGGAACUCCCUCCUUUACACACACACACACACACACACACACACACACCUCACAGAGUCGGCAUAGCUGCAGAGAUGGAGGCAAUAAUCAUGAUCACGCUCUGACUGCCGUACCCUGUUCCCACAGCCGGGGAUGAAUAAAGGCACCAAAUCGGGAGCCGAGACACUGUGAAUCCAUGACCCCAGAAUUUCAACAUUACAACUUCAGGAUGCCGAAUAUAGGGUUCCAAAACCUGCCCCUCAAUAUCUACAUUGUCGUCUUUGGAACAGCCAUAUUUGUCUUCAUCCUCAGCCUCCUCUUCUGCUGCUACCUAAUUCGGUUACGUCAUCAGGCUCACAAGGAACUAUAUGCAUACAAACAGGUUAUACAGAAGGAAAAAGUAAAAGAGCUAAACUUACAUGAGAUAUGUGCGGUUUGCCUGGAGGAGUUCAAGCAGAAGGACGAGCUAGGCGUGUGCCCGUGCAAACACGCCUUUCACAGGAAGUGCCUCAUCAAGUGGCUGGAGGUGAGGAAGGUGUGUCCCCUGUGCAACACACCCGUCCUGCAGCUGGCACAGCAGCACAGCCCCCCUGAGUCCCAGGGGUCUGCACAGAGGCCCCUGCCUGGGGCAGAGAAUGUGGUGUAGCGCCCCCUGCAGGCAAGCCACGGACUCACCUGUAUAUGGCGCGGUUCUGUAGGAUGACGGACGGAUAUGUCAUCGCUUUGUUGUGGUCCGCACAAAGGAAAAUUGCCACUUUUCUCUUUCAGUGAUAAAUAUAGUGAGUUUUUCAUUAUUUUCAUGGACAAUGAAUAAUAUAUAUGUUCUUUCACUGGCUAGUCUGAGGCCAUCCUGAUGGUUUUUCUUUUUUUUUUUUUUUUUUUUAAACCAAAGCACUUUUCCAGGGACACCAGCACAAGACGGAUUUAAAAGAAAAGAAUAACAGCUGAAACUGAAACUUUUUUACCGAACAAAAAAAAAAAAAAGAAUUAAGAAGCACUCAUAAAUAACCCAGUCCUUGCGUGUGAAAGUCAUAUUUUCGAUAGUGGUUUAUUUAAAAUGUAUUUUAUUUUUCAUGAAUGUGUAUAUUGAGUUACAUUGGUUUAUCUGCAUUAAAAGGAGGAUAAAAAUAUA
Molecule: messenger RNA, 1167 nt
Organism: Scleropages formosus (Asian bonytongue)
Lineage: Eukaryota; Metazoa; Chordata; Actinopteri; Osteoglossiformes; Osteoglossidae
Product: RING finger protein 24
Exons: 6
Coding region: 232-681 (149 amino acids)
Biological process (GO): proteasome-mediated ubiquitin-dependent protein catabolic process
Cellular component (GO): endomembrane system
Molecular function (GO): zinc ion binding; ubiquitin protein ligase activity
Source: RefSeq, a predicted model, not a curated record